CUCAGACGAGGCUGUUGAUUUUCUCAAAGGCCCAAUGGUCACACGCAUCAUGCCGUUGUUCUAUAUCGUCAUCAUCUUCAUUGGUUUGCCCCUGAAUGCUUUGGCCUUUUUAACAUUCACCUGUAAGAUUCGAGAGAAGAAACCAGCUGUGAUCUACAUGUCUCACCUGGCGUGUGUGGACCUGCUCUUCACUCUGCUGCUGCCUCUGAAGAUCCACUACCAGCUGAACGCUUCAGAUUGGGUGUUCGGUGAGGCGGCGUGUCGUGUGAUCAGUGCAGCUUACUACUGCUACAUGUACUGCUCCAUACUGCUGAUGAUGUGCAUGAGUGUGGACAGGCUGCUGGCCGUGGUGUUUCCCAUCACCUCUCUGACCUGGAGGAGCACAAGGAAAGCCACAUACAUAUGUGUGCUGGUCUGGCUGCUGGCGAUCGUUGGUACGGUGCCACUUCUCUCAAUAAGACAAACAUUCAUUGUCAAUGAUGUGGGCACCACCUGUCAUGAUGUGCUGAUCCAUUACAAGCUGUACAUGUACCUGUCCUUCAUCCUCACCUGCCUCUACUUCUUUGUGCCACUAAUUAUCACCUUAGUGAGCUACUCCAUUAUCAUAUAUGUGCUCAGUGUAAAGUCUGAUCUCUUAGCUACAUCACCCUCAUCUUCAGGCAGCCGAAGGAGAGCUGUGAUUAUGGCUAUCGCCGUGCUGACUGAGUUUGUGUUGUGCUUUGCUCCAUCCAAUUGCAUCCUGUGGUACCACUGUUAUCUUUUAGCUACUGGAAACGACGAGGGGGAGGGAGAUUCAUCAUAUUCAGCUUACCUGUUGGCUGUGUGUUUGGGGAGCACAAGUGUUUUUCUGGACCCUCUGCUGUACUACUACGGCUCGUCUCAGAGCAGACAGAAGAUCAGCUCUGUGUUUAGGAGGGAAAAAACAACCUCAUCGUGUAACACACAGACAAAAUCCACAGAUGUCACUAAAACCAGGCUUCUGGUAAUGUGUGAAAAAAACUGAUCAUGUAUUUGGUUUCCAUAAAUUGC
This is a messenger RNA of Carassius carassius (crucian carp), 1029 nucleotides long. RefSeq names its product proteinase-activated receptor 1-like. Gene Ontology annotation, cellular component: membrane. NCBI's taxonomy places the organism in Eukaryota, Metazoa, Chordata, Actinopteri, Cypriniformes, Cyprinidae. Gene Ontology annotation, molecular function: thrombin-activated receptor activity. The coding region runs from base 35 to 1003 and encodes 322 amino acids. The transcript has a single exon. Gene Ontology annotation, biological process: phospholipase C-activating G protein-coupled receptor signaling pathway; blood coagulation; positive regulation of Rho protein signal transduction. The record is from RefSeq and is a predicted model, not a curated record.